AUGUCAAUGCCUAACACCGAGAUUGAAUGUGCUCGAAACAUUGCCCUUCUUUACUACCUCGGUAGAAUUGGCUGCAAGCCCCAAAGGAACAGCAUUCAAGACUGCGAGCCUAUGUGCAAGGCAGACAUCAACAGGGCACUGUCUUUGCAGGAUGAGAAGUUACUCACAUCAACACUGGCGUUUCUUUCGAGUAUCCGAGAUGAUGCUAUGAGGGUCACAGCAGUCUGUGUAGAGGAGAAUAAAUCUAGUGUUGUGGUCAUGGUUGCAGCCAAUGCAAAGGAUAGUCAUAACUCACCAUCAUAUUUUGACGCUGCCAAGGAAGGGUUUGAUAAGAUAUUCAGAUCACUCAGUUUGUCUGGAGACUCCAGUCAGAUUAUCCGCAUUGUCAUCUCUAUGUGUCGAAGCCGAUCAAUGAGCAGAGUGAGAUUCAUCAAGCGCGGCCAAAGACAAGGCUUUGAUCCCGUAUUAAAGAAAGUCAAGAGAGAGAUGGCUCAAUUCACAAUGGAUGACGACAAGAAGGAGUAUAUGAGACUGGGCCAAGUGCUUAUUUCCAGUUUGGAUGAUGUUCAAAUCACGUUGGCCAGAGAUCCAUCCAACACAUCAGCAUUGGACAAGAAGUUGGAGUUGAUUAUCAACACAUUUGGCGAUAUCUCGAGAACAUCAAGUCUUCCAACAAUGCUGCUCCAAGAUACUGGACCGAGGAUGGAACCGGAUUUGUGCAUGAAGCUUUCGAGGACGUAUUCGAUUCUUGGAGAUACUUCCACUAUCCCCGCCAGACUUGAUGAAACAGCAUUCGGGAAGCCACCAGCAGAAACCAUGAUCUUCAAGUUGGAAGAGCAUUUGAAGACGCUCAGAAAGGAGUACAACACCAAUUGA
This is a messenger RNA of Fusarium musae, 876 nucleotides long. RefSeq lists its product as uncharacterized. NCBI's taxonomy places the organism in Eukaryota, Fungi, Ascomycota, Sordariomycetes, Hypocreales, Nectriaceae. The record is from RefSeq and is a predicted model, not a curated record. The coding region runs from base 1 to 876 and encodes 291 amino acids. The transcript is spliced from 3 exons.